Molecule: messenger RNA, 1248 nt
Organism: Zingiber officinale
Lineage: Eukaryota; Viridiplantae; Streptophyta; Magnoliopsida; Zingiberales; Zingiberaceae
Product: mitochondrial amidoxime reducing component 2-like
Exons: 8
Coding region: 53-1018 (321 amino acids)
Molecular function (GO): pyridoxal phosphate binding; catalytic activity; molybdenum ion binding
Source: RefSeq, a predicted model, not a curated record
CGCAAAAGGUAUAAGAAAAAGGUUAAGAAGACGAAUCAGUCAGACAAGCGACAUGGAGAAGGCCUCUUCGGUUCUGGCUGCUUUGUUUGGGUCGCGGGAGCCUGCAGAAGCCGCUGCCACCGUCACCUCCAUCUUCGUCUACCCCAUCAAGUCUUGCCGUGGGAUCUCCGUCCCUCAAGCUUGCGUCACCUCCACUGGACUUCAGUGGGAUCGGCAGUGGCUGGUUGUGAACUCAAAAGGAAGGGCAUAUACUCAAAGAGUUGAGCCAAAGCUUGCUUUAGUUGAUAUAGAGCUGCCAAUGGAUGCAUUCAAGGAUAAUUGGGAGCCAACUGAUCUCUCAUAUAUGGUUAUAAAAGCUCCUGAUAUGGAGGCACUGAGGAUUCCUUUGAAUAAAAAGUGUGCCGCAGUUGAUGACAUAUCUGUUUGGGAAUGGUCGGGUUCUGCACUCAAUGAAGGAAAUGAAGCAUUUGAGUGGUUUACGAAGUACCUAGGGAAACCAAGCCGUCUAGUGCGUUUCAACACUGAAUUAGAAAUCAGAGCUGUGGAUCCAAACUAUGCUCAAGGAUACAAGACUCUGUUUACUGAUGGGUUCCCGUUCCUAUUAGCAUCCCAGGGAUCACUGGAUGGUUUGAAUGAACUUCUAGAUGAACCAUUACCGAUUAAUCGAUUCAGACCAAACAUCCUUGUUGAUGGGUGUGAUCCAUUUUCAGAGGACCUAUGGAAAGAAUUAAAAAUCAACAAAUUGAACUUUCAUGGUGUCAAAUUAUGUGCACGCUGUAAGAUACCAACUAUUAACCAAGAAAAUGGUGUCACUGGCAAUGAACCAACUUCAACUCUGAUGAAGUUUCGGUCAGACCAUGCCUUGAAGUUAAAGAAAACACAGGGGAAGAUGUUCUUUGGACAGAAUUUGGUCUGCAAGGAAUCACUCUUACCCCCCAGAGGAAGUAAAACUAUUGCAGUUGGAGAUCCUGUUUUUGUGCUUCAAAAGUACUCUUCUAAUGUUGAUGCUCCAAUCUGAGUACUAGGGAAAUUGGUACUUUGGUAAUUUACUAGAAGACUAUUUAGCCAUUUGUCUAUUGGUAGACCAUAAUAGUAGUUGGCAUAUAAGCAUGAUGCAAGUCGGCAUGGUAAUUGAUUUUCUGUCAACUCUUUACAAGCAAGAACUGUAUAUUAUGAAUAAGCAAAUAUACACUUUUUUGGAAACAUUUCUAAGGAUAUAUUGCAAAUAAAAGGAUAAACUUUUGUGGA